AUGGACCCCGAAUUGGACCCACUAUGGCAGCAUCUCGACUGGGCCAUUGGGCAGAUGCUCAUUAUGGGAUGGGAUGGCACUGAAGUCACCCCCCAGAUCCGUAACCUGAUCGAGCAACACCACCUCGGCUCUAUCUUGCUGACUGCAAAAAACCUCAAAUCUGCCCAACAGACGGCAAGGCUCGUCCAGGAGCUGCAGACCAUCGCCCACCGGGCAGGCCAUCCUCAACCCUUGCUGAUCGCCGUCGACCAGGAGAACGGCGGCGUCAAUAGCCUUUACGAUGAGGACUACAUCUGUCAGUUUCCUAGUGCCAUGGGCCAGGCUGCUGCCGGCAAUGCCGAGCUCGCCUACAAGGUUGCCAAGGCGACGGCAACAGAAGUCUCAGCCGUCGGCGUGAACCUCAUCCUGGGCCCGGUGCUGGAUGUUUUGACCAACGCCCGCUAUCAGCCGCUCGGUGUAAGGGCUACUGGCGAUGACCCCCAGGAGGUGUCCCAAUAUGGCAUCGCCGCCAUGAAUGGGUACAAAGACGCCGGGGUAGCCACCUGCGGCAAGCACUUCCCAUCCUACGGCAACCUGGACUUUCUCGGCUCCAGUCUGGACAUCCCCAUCAUCACCCAAACGCUCGAAGAACUCUCGCUCAGUUCUCUUGUCCCCUUCCGCAAUGCCAUCGCCACUGGCAAGCUGGACGCCAUGUUCGUCGGUGGCUGCGGCAUCACCAACCCCUCCAUGAGUGUCAACCACGCCUGCUUGUCCGACCAGGUAGUCGAUGACUUGCUGAGGAAUGAACUCGGUUUCCAGGGCGUUGCCAUCUCCGAGUGUCUCGAGAUGGAAGGCCUCCGAAACGAAAUUGGCGUCAAGACGGGCACGGUCAUGGCUGUCGAGGCCGGCUGCGACCUCGUCAUGCUCUGCCGUGCCUACGACGUACAACUCGAGGCCAUCUCGGGACUCAAGCUAGGCGUGGAGAACGAGCUCCUCACCAAGGAGCGCAUCUACACAUCCCUCAAGAGGGUUCUGCGUCUGAAAAAGUCAUGCACUUCGUGGCCCAAGGCGCUGAACCCGCCUGGAAUCAACCUAUUAUCCAAGAUUCACCCCAGUCAUCUUGCGCUUUCUCUCAAGGCCUAUGAGGACUCCAUCUCCGUGAUCAGAGACACCGAAAAGCUGCUUCCGCUGACGAACUCAAUGCACCAGGAAGAGGAGCUGCUCCUAUUGACUCCCCUGGUGAGGCCGCUGCCAGCAUCGUCUAUGAGCAAGGCGCUCGUGGAGGCCAAGAGCAAGUCCGAUACGCCCACAUUGCAUGACAAAUGGGCGCACCGGGACCAAAGGUCCAUCAUGAGUGGCGAGGGAGUGUUUAGGGAAAUGGGGAGGUCUCUCGCCCGUGCUCGGCACGGCAAAUUGCUCCAUACUUCUUACACCGCCAACGGUGUGAGGCCAGUGCACGAAAAUCUGAUCAACCGGGCUUCCUGCAUCAUCAUUGUGACGGCAGACGCCAACAGGAACCUGUACCAGGCGGGCUUCACCAAGCAUGUCUCCAUGAUGUGCUCGAUGUUGAGGGCAAGCGGGCAAAAGAAGUCGCUUAUCGUCGUUGCGGUCAGCUCGCCCUACGACUUUGCCAUGGACAAGUCGAUCGGAACAUACAUCUGCACUUUUGAUUUCACCGAGACAGCCAUGGCUGCUCUGGUCCGGGCCCUGUGUGGCAAGUUCAAGCUACAGGGGACGCUGCCAGGCACGCUUCGGAAGAGCAGAAAGGUGCAGAAGUCCAGGCAACACUGGCUUGUCGAAGCCUACAACCGUGACCGGGACGCGGGAGGACUCGACGACCUCCUCCAGGCCUUAGCCCGGGCGAGUGCCCCAGCUCACCAAUUCCUGCAGACGACCGGCGCGCACACGUUCGAGUUGUUCAACCCCAACAUCGAGGAAGCCCACUUUGUGGUGCGCAACAGCAGCACCCAGGCCCUCUACGGCUUUUGCGCGACCUACUUUGUUCAAGGCACGGGCAUCAUCGGGGCCAUCUUCGUUGACCCUUCCAAGCGCAAUGUGUCCAUUGGCAGGUCCCUACAUCGCCGAGCCCUCCGAGGCCUCGCGCAGAAACGCGGAAUCAAAAGGAUUCAGCUCGGCAUGUCCUUCCCGGGCGUUUUUCUCGGCAUUCCGACCGACGACAACGCCAGCCUCAGACAGUGGUUCUCCAACGGCGGCUGGGACCUACAAUUUCCCCGGCGACUCGCCAACAUGAGCAUCACCCCGCUCAGCAGCUGGAGCGCCCCCGAGGGCUUGCUACAGUGCAUCCAGCGCGCCGGGAUCAGCUUCGACCUGAUCCACGGCCCGGACAACGCGGAGUCGGUACUCGCCCACGUCCGCACCCACGCCAACCCGGAGGUGUUCGAGCUGUACCGCUUCGCGCUGCAAGAGGUCAACAACAAGACGUGCGGCGUGGUCCGCGCCAAAGGCCACGCCGAGAGCCUGCUGGGAACCGUCAUCAUCUGUAGCCCCGGCAGUUCGCUAGCCGGGUUCAUCCCCGCCUUGCACUCCCCACCGGCAGAGCCGGAUGAGAUGAUUGGGGGCAUCGUGGCGCCGGUCAUGGUGCCGGCCACAGCCCAGGGGAGUUUGGUACUGCAGGGCCUGGCGCUCAUGGGCUUGCGACAGAACAAGGCGCACAAGGCGGUCCGCAGCGUGCUGAGCUGGGUGCUGGACGAGGCGGUCGAGCCGAUGCUGGCGAUGGGGUUUGACGUGGUGCAGGCCUUUGAGGAGUUUACGAAUUCGCCGGAAAAUUGGCAGGAUUUGGCUUGA
Parathielavia appendiculata is the source of this 2784-nucleotide messenger RNA. RefSeq names its product glycoside hydrolase family 3 protein. Bases 1 to 2784 code for a protein of 927 amino acids. Gene Ontology annotation, molecular function: hydrolase activity, hydrolyzing O-glycosyl compounds. The transcript is spliced from 5 exons. Gene Ontology annotation, biological process: carbohydrate metabolic process; peptidoglycan turnover. Lineage: Eukaryota; Fungi; Ascomycota; Sordariomycetes; Sordariales; Chaetomiaceae. The record is from RefSeq and is a predicted model, not a curated record.